AGAUGUCACUUGUCAGAGUGAACCGUUAUGGUACCCGAGGAGGAGGAAGGAAAGUGCUGAAAGUAAAGAAGAAGAAAACGUCAGUGAAGCAAGAAUGGGAUUUUAUUUUUAUUUUGAGAGAGAGCGAGCAUGCAGCAUGAGCGGGGGAGGGGCAGAGAGAGAGAAGGAGAGAGAGAACCACAAGUAGGCUCCUUGCUGUCAGCACAGAGCCUGACUCCGGGCUUGAACCCAUGAACUUUGACAUCGCGACCUGAGCCGAAACCAGGAGUCAGACACUCAACUGACUCAGAAUACUGUGAAUGAUCUUACAGUUCAUCGGGCAACUCCUGAGGAUCUGAUACGUCGUCAUGAAAUACACAAAUCAAAGAACAGAGCAUUAGUACACUGGGAACUGCAAGAAAAAGCUUUGAAGAGAAAAUGGAAGAAGCAGAAACCAGAAAUUUCUCAUCUUGAGAGAAGGAGAUUAUCUAUCAUGAGGGAGAUUCUUUCUGAUCAAUACCAGAUGCAGGAUGUUUUGGAAAAAUCUGAUCAUUUGAUGGCUGAAGCAAAAGAUCUAUUUGUUGAUUUUCCUCGUAGGCGCACAGGGUUUCCGAAUGUAACAGUGGCUCCUGAUUCCUCUCAGGGUCCCAUGGUGGUAAAUCAAGACCCUGUCACCCAGGCCAUUCUUAGUGAAUCUGUCAUAGAGCCUCAGGCUCUUAAUGAAGUAGAUGAUGAAGAAGAAGAAGGAACUGUUAACAGCCAGUCUGGAGAAAGUGAGAAUGAAUUGGAUAACUCUAUCAACUCUCUGUCAAAUACGAAUGUAGACAGGUUCCUCCACCAACUAAAGGAAGAUAAUUCUGACUUAAUUAAAAAAUUGUGGACUGAUAUUCAGCAGAAAAUAACAACACAGUCACAAGUAACAACCCUUCCAGAAACUCCAUCAUCUGCUCCUCCAUCAGGGGAACAAAACGGUUUGCUCCCCCAUUGUCUUACUUCUCCCAGAACAGUGACUUGUUUUACUGCUCUGAAUGCUACCAAUGCUGUCAAGAGAAUCCACACCAGGCUCCGAUCUGAAGAAUCUACUGAGACGCUAGACUCAAGCUAUGUUGUGGGACAAGUGCUGAACUCAAGGAAGCAAAAACAGUUGUUAAAUAAAGUGAAAGGAAAACUGGAUUCUCAUGCUCCUUCCAAGCAGAAAAAGAGCAUACUAACAGCUAGCACAGCCUCCACAGACUUACCAAAUAGCAAUAAUUCCAGCCUGGAUGUCCUCAAACACAUGAUAAAUGAAGUGGAACAUGAAAUGGAAGAAUAUGAACGGUGUACAGGACGUGAGGUCAAGGGACUGCAAAGUAGUCAGGGUCUCACAGGCUUCACUCUGUCUCUGGUGGGCUCCCUCUGUCGCCUGGUUCGGUACCUUAAAGAGAGUGAGCUCCAACUGCGUAAAGAGGUGGAGACAAGGCAGCAACUGGAACAAAUGUUAGGUGAUCAUCGAGAGCUCAUUGAUGCUCUUACAGCUGAAAUUCUUCUUCUCAGAGAAGAAAAUACCGCGACCCAGGCAAGGCUUCAGCAGUACAUGGUCACAACAGAUGAGCAACUUAUAUCGCUCACACAUGCCAUGAAGAACUGUCCUGUGAUAAAAAGCAAUGAAGAAAAUCAGGCAUCAGAAAGGGGAUCUACGAGUAGGAAAAUUAUAGACAGUCCAGAGGGCCCAGCUGUAAAUGCUGAUGUCUCUGUGCCGUUGGUGUUCCGAGGGGAAGAAGUGGCUGCAUUGGCACAGGAAGACUUGCCUGUUAAACUGUCUCAGGUGCCAGCCCCGCCGGGUAGUGCGAACGUGGCCACCAGUUUUCCGGCACAUGUAUUUGAGCCAGCUGUGUUGUUAACACCACCCAGGCAGAAGAGCAGCUCCGGAUUCUCUCCCUUGCAGGAAGUAUUGAGGAGGACUGUUCAAACUCGCCCUGCUCCACAAAUUCCUCCAACUGUGGAAAUAAUUGAGAAGGAACAAAAUUGGGAAAGGAAGACUUUACCUACUGGCACAGACAGUCAGAAUCCAAAUGAAGAAAGUCACCUCUUCACUCAGAGGUGGAGGGUCUCUCACAUGGGGGAAGAUCUGGAGAACAAAGUCCAGGCUCCUUUUGUUACCCUCUCACAGCCCUUCUAUAGUUCCCAUUCACACACUCAGCAGGCCAGAAACCCCAAGUUCUCAGAAGAGCCCCCGGUACUGGGAGAGGGGCAACAGCUUAGAGCAAAUGAGGCGUUAAUACAAAGAAAGGACAUCAUGGCCCGGAUCGCAGAGUUGACACUGCAGAACUCAGCUAUCAAAGCACAUCUGAAUAAUAUUAUUGGGCCAGGAGGAGAGCAAGGGGAUGGACUUCGGGAAUUAAACAAACAAGAGACCAGUCAUGCAAGCGACGUGGCUGCAACUUAUCCAACAACACAGCCUUUCACACCAAGUAGCAUGGAGGAACGGAUUGCAGAAUUGAAUCGGCAGAGUAUGGAGGCUCGUGGAAAACUCUUGCAGUUAAUAGAACAACAGAAACUUAUUGGUUUGAAUCUUUCUUCUCCACCAGUAUCACCUGUUCCAUCACCUCUCAGAGCAUGGACUGAAGGAGGAAAGAGGACAAUUGAAGUAUCCAUUCCAGGAGCAGAAGCCCCAGAAAGCUCAAAAUGCAGUACUAUCUCUCCUACCAGUGGGAUAAAUUCAAGAAGGUCUUCAGGGGCUACUAGUAAUUCUUGUUCUCCAUUAAACGCCACCUCAGGAAGUGGGCGAUUCACUCCUGUUAAUCCCAAGAGCAAAGGUAUGUGAUAAAAUGUAAUUGUGAAAUGUGUGUAAGGGUCAGGAGAGUGAGGGUGGAAGGUGGCCGAUUUGGUGAUUUCCAUUAUUAAUGUGACAUGAAAUUCUCAGAAGAAUUCCUAAUUAACCUUUGCUAAAAAAAAACGAAACACCCAUACAGUUUCUUUUGUGUUCUGGGGUAGCUAAGGAGCAAGGUGAAAUUCAAUAGGAUUUCAACAUAGACUGGAAAUUACUGGUUUCAGGCAGAGCAUUCCUACAUGGCAGGACACACAGGCGUGCCUUGAAGUAGUAGGUAUACCGAGAUAUUGGUUCCCUCAGUGCUUGCUGUGGCUGUGUGGGACUUGGGAUAGACAGAGCCCUGGGGCCACUUUCCUUGUCCCUUUACCCCAGUGUGCUGUAUCAGAGUGUGCCACUAGUUAGAGAGGUUACGGUGAAUCAAUGUUGUACAUAUUCCUCAUGUGUUCUGCUUUGUUCUAGAUUAGACCAAAUAAUGAAUGCUUCAGUAAACACUGAGUAUUUAUAGCCCAAAUUAAUCGAUAGGCUCAUAUCCCAGUUGCCUAGCACUAGAAGAUUUAUCCUUUAUUGUUUCCUGUAUCCUAAAAAAGUUAUAAAUUAUUUUAUUUAAUUUGCCCUUAGUUUCUGGAAUUUAGUAACAGAUUUAGUUUACUAAGAUCAAAUACCUUUGUUAUUUUAAGAAGUUGCACAUACAAGUUGUAUAAAACACUGGAUUUAUCCUUUAUUUAAAAAUUAGGUUCCCUCAAUCAAUAAGGAGAUAUGUUGACCAGGGAAUCAGUUAUUUGGGAAUUUCUCUAGUAGAGAAUUAAAAUUACCAGUAGCAAUUUAAUUUUCAGUACCAUUUGAUGGCAUAGGAUAACAUGAUUCUGUGUACUUGAUCUAAAUAAUUGUAAACCUGGAAUGGGCUCAUGUUUCUGAUUACUUUCUAAAUCCUUUUUGCAUCUUUGUUCAACAGAUUGAGAAGCAAAACGAAGAAGGCUGGUUUGCUCUUUCUACCCACGUGUCAUAAAUGAAGUUAGUUGUACAGUUUGUUCUUGGUAGCAUGUUCUUGAACUUCCACCCCCAUAUCCCUGCCCCUGCUUGCAAGUUUUCAUGUCCCUUUAGAUAAAACCUUCAAAGAUCUUGUGACUUAGUACUUAUGGAACAAAGAAUAAAGCAGUUAUUUCAGUUUG
This is a messenger RNA of Neofelis nebulosa (Clouded leopard), 3957 nucleotides long. It is a transcript of the gene SPICE1, whose product is annotated as spindle and centriole associated protein 1. The transcript has 17 exons. The coding region runs from base 473 to 2782 and encodes 769 amino acids. Gene Ontology annotation, biological process: mitotic spindle assembly; regulation of centriole replication; metaphase chromosome alignment. Gene Ontology annotation, cellular component: centrosome; spindle; centriole. The record is from RefSeq and is a predicted model, not a curated record. NCBI's taxonomy places the organism in Eukaryota, Metazoa, Chordata, Mammalia, Carnivora, Felidae.